UUAUAUCUCACAUCAAGCCCAAGAAUAACACGUGACUUAAAUAAGAUCUUGGCUUAAUAAGAUUGUGUCUAAACAUGUAGGUACCAUAAACACACAAUAUAUAUAGCAUAUACAUCAAACGAAGACGCAGUGGCAAAGAGCUUCACCGGAAACGCAGCAGCCGAGAGUUUCACACGAGACGCAGAAGCGGAAAGCUCUAUCAAAGACACAACGACAGAAAGCUUGACCAGAGACACAGAGGCCGAGAGCUUUACCGGAGACGCAGCAGCCGAGAGCUUCACCGGAGACGCAACGAAGUUGAAAAGACUGAGAUUUCGGUGCACCGCUGGAGCUUGAGUUUUAUCAGUGUACUACCGGAGCUUCUCGUCGCUUUGUCAGUGUUCUUUUUCCUGCACAACAACCGUUCACCAGAACAAAAAUGUAAAACCAGAAAAUAACAUGUGGUUUGAUAUGAAAAGAUUUGUGAAAAGAUAUUUGUAGUAAACAAGAUUGUGGCAAGUCAAACUAAAUAUUUGGAGGAUUUAAACGAUAGAUGUAUUACAUGAUCUACGGUAUGAGAUAUGAAAACAGCAAAUUUAACUGGAAAGAAAGAAAAACUAAAAUUUUAUACGGUUAAUUACUAGUGGGCUGGAAGAGAGAGAAUGAGGGAGAAGGAUUUCGAAAUUUGAAAAUUUUAGAAAAUAAUUAAAGGAAGCUAGAGAGUAGCUUGAUGUGAUGUUAGAUGACGAUUUUCCCGUAGGAAUAAUAUCUUUAGCAAGACUUAACCUAUUGUUUUCCUUCAAGCUUAUUACGGUAAUGUAGGGGCAGCAGAGUCAUAAAAAAAUCGAAUAGUAGCUUAACAUUCCGCAUUGGUAUAUCACUAAUUAUGCAUAAGUUUAUACUUAAUUAUAAUAAUAUUUUAUUAAAAUUUAUAUUAUCAGUGGGUCCUGUGAAUUACCUGCAAAUUUGGGCGGGUACACGAUAUUUUUUAGCGUAUUAUGCACGGGUCAAAAUUUUGAAUAAAGAAAAUAACUCUCCUGUGGGUUAGCAGAUCAAGGAUCAAGUAGAGUGGAUUGACCCGCAAACCCAACUCUAGCUACUACAUCGAAGAUAUGCUUAAAUUUUUUUUAUAUCAGUCAUUCUGUUAUUGAUAGCCAAGGCGCCUUUCGUAAUGAAUGUUAAUAGGUUAUAUAAAAUUUUAUAAGAUUUUUAUUUUUGAAUUGAUACUUUGCCAAGUAAGAUCCCAUCAGACCGGACAGUCGAGUUGCACCAAACAUGUCCGGAAAGUCUUUAGAGCAAUCAAUAUAGUAGUUCCAAACACUACUAUUACAAACAUAGCCAGCAUUGAGGAAGUGAAACGUUUGCACCAGCUAACAAUUUUCCCAAACGGCUACGAUUCAUGGCUCUUACGGAUCGCUUAUAGAAGAUUCCAAUGUAGACAUCGUCUACUUUUUUAUGCCAACCAGAAGGAAAAACACAUACCAUUUGAUAAGCAUGUAGCUCUAAUGGUUUCUAAGUAACUGAGUUUGAUCAGAAUAAAGCUAGUGGGAGUCACUUUAUAUUCCACACUCUACUUGAUGCCAUUCCGCUUAUAUCCUUCUUAAUUUUUGACCUCUCCAUUUUACAUCAAAACUUAUUUUCUUUUACCAAGCACUAAUUGUUUUUUUUCUUAAUAAUAAUUACUCAAAACCAGUUGAUCAAGUGAUAAUUAUAGUUCUUUGGUUAUAUAUAAACUAUCAUUAUGAUAAAUAAGUAAUCUAAGUACCACAUUGGAUAUUAGAUAAAAAAAAGUCUACUAUAUAUAUAAUUCAACUUUGCUUAGUAUGAGGUAACCGACCCAAAAACGUUUGUGAGGGCUUAGGUCCAAAAAAAAAAUACCUUACCAAGUAAGGUGUUGGGAAAUAAGGUUGGACAUCAAGAAACGGAAAUCUGCCUUUAGCAAAGUGUGUAGCCUUUAGCACAUGGAAUAUAGUCUGUCACAAUAAUAAUUUUUUGUUAUAUUUUCAAAAUAGUAAUAUAUAUACUAGAGAAUAAUUAAUUUCCCAAAAAAUAAAAAUAUAUUUUGAAUUAUCUUAAUUAAAUUUAAUCUUUGAUUUUGAGUAGUCAAUGUUUAUGCGACACAAUGAUGAGGAUAUACAACCAAGGACGACCCAAGCAAGCUCCCGAUCAUGAGGCAGCCACCAAGAACAAAGUUCGGAACCAAAGACAUGAUGAAGGAAUUCAAAACAGCCAUUGAGAUCCUACUCAACCAAUAUGAACUCAAGAACCCAACAAUAAACAGGACUAGCCCAUCCUCGACCAGAAGGCAAAGGCCUAAAUUGACCCAAAACCCAUGCAAGAAAGGUCUAAACCCCCAAGAUAUAAAUACUUUAGGUUAUACACCUAUGUGGCCUUUAUUCUCGACCAAACAAGGAGCUUCCAUUUCUGUGAUCAGCCCUAAAUGAAACAGUACACUUCAAGACCACGAGAGAGGCCAACAAAAUGCAGUACUUUGACGAACUCAAACCAUAAUCACUCAGCUGCACAACUUUCCCAAUCUAGCUAAUAUUCAACCAUUACAACUAAUGUAAGUAAUUAAAUUCUUGAUUACUAUUGGACUAAUUACUUGUGUUUAUUUUUGCUUUAUUUUGUUCAUUAGAAUUCUUUAGUCUAAAGCACUUUUUAGCCGAUUGCAUUUUCUAGACUCUAGUUGUUUUUCAUUUUCAAGUUGCAUUUGCUUCAAAUCUCCUAGAAGGGAAAAGAUGCAUUUGGCCAUUAUAUAAUUCCCCUAUAAGCAGCCGUAUAUCUUUAUCAAAGUAUCCCUUAUAUACUAAAGCACAAGUCACAUAACCAUUAUAUAAGGGAUUUUGACACAUGGCAAAGCUUUAAAAAAAAAAAAAUUUGUAUUUUCUUCAUCUCCUAUUUUUGUGCAAUCCAAAUCUUCAACUACCUAAAUUCCUGAUUUUUCUCAAAAUUUUCAUCUCACGUUUUAGUUAACUUCUUCGUUCUCCAACUAUUUUCUUCUCUAUAAAAUUUAAAAACUUACUGUUUUCUUCUCUACGCUUUAUCUAUCACCAAAGAUUGUGUAAUUUGUAAUUGAUUUAUCAAAAGCAGGAGCCAGUUCACAUUAUCAAAAAGGAUACGGUAAGUGCUUCAUUGUUAUUAUAUAGCGAUGGAAAAAUAUGAGCAAUCAAUCCCACGUGUUCUUGCAACUCCAAGUCUCCUAAGUUAAGUUUCAUGUCUGUUUUUGUCAAUUAUAUUUUAAAAUAUUAUGUUACCUAUUUCUUACAGAUGGAGAACACAUAUUUGAAAUAAGAUGACAAGGGAUUUCUACUAUGUUUGCCAGUAAAAAUAUUUCAUGAAUCAUCAACAAACUUGAAGCAACAUCAAAUAUGACAGAAGGGGAAGUUGCUAACAAUGAAGAAAUCUGAAGAAACAAACCAUCAAUUCAUUUUCAGUAAGCACCAGGGAAAAAGUUACAGCAAUUUAUAUCUAAAAUUAAGGUAACAAUAAAAACUUUUCUUAUACUAUAAUCAUAUUGUCACGAAUCCAUUCAAUUUUUUUUAAUAUGAAUAUAGGAAACUACACAUGAGGAUGAUAAUUUUCACAAUGUUUUAGAAAAAAAGGCAAAUCAAACUUCAUAUUUUUUUAGAGUGGACAAGGUUUAAUCAACUACAAAAAUAUACUAGGUUAGUGAUAUUUUGUUUCCUAUCUUUCAAAAUGGUUAUAAUACUUUUUCUUUGAACUAUGUUUUUCUGUGUUGAUAUAAAUGUUAACUUUUUAUAUUUCCAUUUAAGAAAGAGAAAAAUAGAGUAUUUGAAAACAUGAAAAAUACAAGUAUCUGAUUCCAACCAUAUAAAUUGCUGCACAUAAUAAUAUAUUCUUUAAAAAAAAUAUAAAGCAUCAUCAUGUCACGGAAGGUUCAAAAUCAGGAAUGGUGUAUUAACACCACAUUAUAAAGUCAAAAACUUAUGGACAAUUACCACUACAUUUGUGACUCGGGAUAUCAAUGAAGAAAAACAUAAGUUGAAUUGUUAGAGGAUAAAAUGUAGUGUUAAUAGAGGUUUUAAUUAAUGGAUACAGGCUGUAGAUUUCAUACUACUUCCUCUGUAAAACAAAAGAUCAUUUACUAUGUUUAUAAUUUAUCUACUGAUCACAUGCUUCUGUAACAAAACUUGAUUAAUUCAGAAAAAUAAUUGUACCUUAAUGGCUUCAUGUUUUCCAUCUAUACUCCCACUACCUCUCCGAUAUUAGAAUUUCACCCGUUAUUCUUGGCAUAAGUUAACUGAGACGAUCUUCAAAUGAGUAGAAUAAGAUAGAUAAAUAACCAUCAUUUAUUUUAAAAACAACACAUAAAUUUUGUUUUACAGUUUCUAACCGCUUUGUUCCAAUGCAACAACCCUCAUGUUACAAUAUUUGAUUAAAAUACUAAUUUUUUUGAUCAAACGUUAUGAUAAAAUAAUUUAAAACACAAUAACUUUGACCUGUGCGUAGCACAGGAGUAACACUAGUCAAUAUAUAACUCAGAAAAUAUUCUUAGAAUAAUCUUUGAUCUCUAUUUGCAUUUUGCUUAGUCCAUAAGUCUUUGUGGUGACCAUCACUCCCCCGGUUCCUGAUUUCAUUCGAUCCAAAGAGAUUUUUACAGCCAUUGGGGUAGUUUCCCACCAGUCGACCAUUCCACUUGACCAACACUCACUCAACCACCGCUCACCGACCACCUUCUUUCCUUCCAUUCUAUCAUAUUAGUCCUCGUUGAUCUCUUUCAUCUUAUCAUAAUGUCAUUCACGUUUUAUUUGUUCCAGGUUCUCAUUUGGUUCAUAAAAUCAUCACCCAACCACCAUCGACCACUCGGCUACCCUUUGGUUGACCGAAUACCAAGCUCCAUCGACCCGACCUUUGGGUCUUUUGGUAUCUGAGCCUAAAAAGGCCAUAUCAGGUUCUAUCGCUUCCUUUAAUCUUUUUCAUUCUUGUUAAGUAAUUUUCAUAAACUAAAACCCAUUAAAAUUUUUUUACCAUUUUUUAAAUGAAAAAGAAAAGAAGAAGAAGAAUUUUUAGUUGUUGAUAAAAAAACUUAAAAGAAAAGAAAGUAAAUAUUGUUGUUUGAUUUGCUUGUUUACUUUUCUUUGACAUUCUUUGCAUAUCAUUUUCUGCUAACUUUGCAUUCCUUAUUUAUCUUAGCACGCGUUUUAUCAUAUUUUCUUGUGCAUUCAAAUUUCAUAGAUAAACAAAAGAAGAAUUUUAUUGCAUUGUUUUUUUUAUUCUAUCUCGAAAAUACACAAACCCAAGCUUAGUUUAUUUUUUCUCUAAACAUAUUACAUUAAUCUCUUGCAUUUUAUUCGACCAACCUUUCUUUUUCCCUACUUGCACUUGAUCUUCGGUUGUUUCCUUGUGUUUCAGGGAAAUGGGAGACACUAACACGAAACAAGCAUAAGAGGUUGUACUGGACCAACUCGUGGGCACUAUGCAGGCCAUGAACGACCGGCUAGGUCGACUGGAGCAAGAUCAGCAACAUCAUGACCUACCAUUCGGUAGUGAUGACACUGACCAAGGAGCUCAAAGAGCUGGAGGAGGUGACCCAAAAAAACGACAUAGAGGAUGUCUAGCAAGCAUCAAAGAGGCCAUGAUGAUGGUCAAGAUCUGAAAAUCACCGCACCAACCUUUGCGAGAAGGAUCAAUCCAAGGGCUUAUCUCGAUUGGGAAGAAGAAUGUAUUACAUCAAAGGACCAAUCCCAUUGUCUCGAACAUUUAGUAGAAGAGGACAUCGCUGGAACUUCUGGUAUUGACAAGUAUCUUCGAUAGGCGAGCUCCAUAAACUUCGAGCUGGAUGACGACUGCAUCAUCGUGCAGCUUGUCGAGUUUUAGGGUUUCACGCUCAUCAAAAAUGAUUUCGUUCUCUGAGAAGGUCGUUUUAUCUGGUCCUAGUGAUCCUAGGUCAGUUUUUCUGGGUUUCGGCCCAGAGUGUCGGGAUCGCUUUGUCUUAGAGUUCCUUGUGUGAAAGCAGGUUGCGUAUCUGAUUGAUUGAAAUCGGAUUCUUUGGGCAAUCGCUUCGUCGGCCUUUGAGAUCCGGUUCAUCCUUCAGAUUCUUAGAAACAAUGUUUUUGUUUUUCUUCUCCACAGACAGCGCCAAAAUGUGGAUCCUAAAAUCCGCACCAGGUAUUUUAUAGUGAUUUUAUGUAAGAUAUUAGGGAAGAAUAACUAUAUGGGAGAUGAUAUCCUCAGAACACAACAAUGUAAUCAGAUUCAAGUUGAUAAAAAUGAACUUUUAUUUAUAACCAGGUAGAAACACUAAAAGGGUUACCAAGAUUGAUCGAAUACAAGAAAUGUUAAACUGAAAUUGAUGAACACAAGUGUUAAGUCGAGGUCGAUGGAAAAGGUGAUAUUUCCACUAUUAAUGUAGCAUUUGAUUAAAUGAAGUGAUAAAUGGGGCUCCUUUGAAAUGGUGAGUAAUAAGUUUGUUAAGUAUACUGGUGAUGUCCUCAAGUUCCCAUAUCUUCAUUAUUCCCUUCCUCUUGAGAAGGUUCUAACCUAAAACAUAUCAUCUACAUUAAAUGUAGCUAAGUCAUAGACAUUGAAAGUGUGAGAAAUGUAGAACUCACCUGGUAACUCAAGCUCAUAGGCAUUGUUACUGAAGCGUUUAAAAGUUUUGAAAGGAUCAUCUCUUCUAGUAGCUUUCUUGGACCUCAUAUGAAACCAAACUCAAUUUCAUAGGUGUAAAGGUACUCUCCUCAAAUCCCUGGUUUGCUUGUUUCUUGUAUUGCUCAACUUUCUUUUAAAUGUUUGUUUAUUGUUCUUUGACCUUCUGAUAUAUGCAUCUUUCUCACCAACUCAGCUUUGGCUUUUCUACAGUUUGUCUCUCCUCUCCUAGAGAGGGAGCAUUUCUCUCGGAUCAUCUUUCUUAUCUCACUUAUAUCCUUCAGAAGGAUGUUUCGAACCCUAUUUUGAUUCUAAAAUAAGUUUCAGUUUUUAGACCGAUUAUGUGUUCCGGUUUGCGGAUUUCUUUUUUGCUUUAGGCGAUUUUGUCUUUGUUUGGCGAUCGGUUUGGUCAUUAGGCGACUUUUGAUGUGUUCUUAAAGCUUUCUUCUUCUUUGAUUUCAUUUGUAUCCCGGUAGAUCUCUAAGGUUCUUUUCACACUUAGUUAAAAAGCUUGGUUCUUGACUCUGGAUUAGGAAUCAAUCUUCGCCUCAGCUCAAGCGGAGUUUCCCAAAAGAUCAAGACCUGAGAUAUGUAUAAUCUCAGACAAUUUGAGGCAGUCCUAAUUAGGCCGAGCUUCUUCUAUAGGAAAGUGUUCUGGCAAGGUGAUCUAUUCAAUCUCUCUGAAGCUUUUCUUGGAUGAAUCUCUAACAAGUGAUAAAGAGUUCUUGGUGAAUCAAUGGCGGGUAGAAGAAGGAGCAGUGUGCAAGCAUAACAAACAAAGCGAGAAGGGAGCUUGAUGGUUUCUUGUCCGGUGAUGAGCUCCGGCGGUGAAAUCUCUCUCCUUACUUCUGCAGAGGCGAAGCCACGCAAGCACAAUGUGUCAAACAUGCAUCAACACUAAUCUUAUGUGUACUUCUACAAAGAAAACUAAUCUUUUGCGUUUGGGCUUCGUAAUGGGCCGAGUAUUUAAAUUUUAAGUUUGUAUGCUUGUAAUUUUUACCUAUUGUGCUUUAAUAAAAAUAAGUUGACAAAAAAAUAUUUAGGCAUAUCUCUAUAAUAUUAUUUGAGAAGUAAUUUUUCUACGUGUCGCACUCACGUUAAUUCUUACGACGGUUGAUUACAGAGAUAUCCUUAAUAAACUAAAAUAUUAUAUCUAAUUUCCAUUAUUAAUGUAUCAUAGAUAAUUUGAUUUCAUAAAAAAGGAAAGUUCACAAAAAAAAUUUAUGAAAAGAAAAAAAAAUUAAAUUAAAAAAAAAAUAUAUCACAUACAUAGUUUUUUUUGUCAGCAGCAUAUACAGACUCAUGUGGACUCUGUAAACCAGACCAGUAACUCCGCAUCCAUAUGGACAAUAAACGAUGAUUGUUUUCUUGCACUGUGUGCGAGACUAUCCGCCCUAAGUUCUGCAUCCUAGUUAUAUGAUCUCUGAGUUGUUGAAGUUUCUCUUCAAAAAUGAUAUGUCUCCCAAAUAACUAGAAAAGGCUGGUCAUUCUUCUGGUUCCGAAACCAUCUUCACCAGCUGAGCACAAUCAGUUGCAAAAGUCACAUUAAAUUGUCUAAGAUUCCUCAUACAUUCUAUUGCCCAAAUAAGAGCUUCUAUCUCCGUGUGUAGUGGCGAUUGACUCGCUCUCUUAUUCCUUGCUCCCAUUAAACCAUCAAAAUCUUCCAGCGUGCUAUACCACCCUUGUCUUAAAAAGAUUUCCUAAUUUUUCCAUGAUCCAUCAGUAAAACACCAUCGACCUGGAAUAGUCGGUAUCCUCGCCGCUAUUGAUAAUCGAGCUUGGGUGACUUCAUGUAUGAGUUUUAUCCGUGCUUUGGCCCAAAAGGAAAGUUCACUUCCUACAUAAUUUUAUUUCAUAAAAAGGAAAGUUCACAAAAAAUAAUCUUAAUAUUAUAAAUAUUUUUCGUUUAAAACACAGUCUUAAAUAACAUGAUAUAUAUAUUUUAAAAGUAAUAACAAUAUUUUCUUUAUAUCAAGCUGUAUUCUCAAAUGAUCAAACUAACUUAGAUAACAUAACAUAAACUGAAAUUUAUUUAAUGAACUAAAGUACUUUAAAACUAAUAUUACUGAUUUUUUUACAUAUCUUUUGCAUAAUAAUUUUCUAAACAAAAUUUAAAUUUUAUUUAAAAUUUCUUUAUAUCUUUUAUCAAACUACAUAAAUUAAAAAUAUCUAUAAUUUUUUUAAAAUAAUAAUCAAACAAUUCAAAAAAUUUGGUUUGGUAUUUAUUUUAAAAUUUAAUCUUAAGAAAGAUAACAUUUAUUAGAAAAAACAAAUCUUUUAUAAUAAAUUUUAUUUUAUUCAAAUAAUUACAGAAAUAUUUUUAAAUAUUGUAAAUGAAUAUAUUUUAGAUAUACUUUACCAUUAUCAAAACUUCUUUUUGCUUAAUAUUUAGUUUGAUUUAAGCUUUAAUUUAUGUUUGUACCACUCAAUGUCUCCUGAAUAAGAAUACCCAAACUAAUCUGAAUUGUGAUGUUUAAAAUUAUUAAUAUAGUUUUUAAAUUUAUCGUUUGUACAUAGAAAAUAUAAAUUACGUAAAAUUUAUAAAUAUUUAAUUAUAUUGUAAACAUUGAAAUCCAUUCAUUGACUUUCAAAAUUAUAUCAGCUAUGCUCUUUUAUGAAACUUCAAUCUUUAUUUCAAUUUUUUUUCUUAUUGUUUUAUUUUAAAUCAACAUCAAAUAUAAAAAAUGAAAAUAUAUUUAUACAUUGUAGAUGACGAACCAAACUCUUGCAUUGAAUAAAACUGAUCUUAUUUGGUUUAAUUAAAAAGAAGAUGUAUUUCAAAUUAAAGAAAUAUAUCUAACUCAAUAGACCGAUAAAUGAAUAAAUAGACCAAUCCAAUACUUUACACCCAGAAUUUAAAAUCAAAUAUAAUAAUAAUUAUAGUAAUAACACCAAAAAAUAGAUGCAAUACAAUAUACCCAAAUAAUAAUUAAACUGACUAGAUAUUAUAUACAUAAUAUCAUAUGUCUAAUUAAAAUAACAUAAUAGUAUUUAUACAAAAUCAGUUAUUAUGAUAUAAUAAAAUUGUAAUCAGUUAUUAUGAUAUAUUAUUUUGUUGAUAUUUAUUAUUUUAUACACGAAAAAAUUACUUAGUCAUUAUUAAAAUAAUGUAGAAAUACGAAGCCGUUUUUAUACUUUAUUUAUAUAGAUUUUGUUGCGCAAGUUUAAAGUCGUUGGACAGAAGAAGGUUUAAGAACUGGAAACUGUGAACAAAAAAAAAUCGAAGGAGGAAAAGGGAUUUGGUUUUAUUGGAGAGUGUGAACUGUUUAGCAGUGCCUGAGAUUACAAACUGGGAUCUGGGUUUUCUUGUUGGGGUGAAUUUUAUAGAAUCACACAAUCGAAGUUUAAUAAGAAGUCUUUCUCUUAUUAUCAAUCUCAAACUCACAAGUCAUAAUAUCAAAAUCACACAUUAUGCAUCACAAAAUGCAUCACUAUAUAUAUGACUCGAUAACUCCUAAUUUUAAUAGAUUUAACACAAUCAAUAUUUCCUAAUCCUAAUAGUUAUCCAAAGCUCGGUAGGAUUAGGAUUGCUUCACUUUCAAGCUAUCUUCAAGCUGGUUCCAACAUUCUCCUUCCUAAGCUUAAACUCACUCUCACACACAUCAUAGACACCAAUACGAAUCCUCAUCUCCACGAACUUAGUCCUCGCAAGUGAUUUGGUGAGGAUGUCGGGUCUUUGCUCGUUUCCGGGGACAUGUUCCACUUCCACUUGAUCAUUCUCAACACAUUCUCUUAUGAAGUGAAAUCUUCUGUGUAUAUGGUUACUUCGCCCAUGAAAUACCAGAUUCUUUUUUAAAGCGAUCGGAUCUCAGAAGACUCAAAAGACUCAGCAGAGCUAUAUUCUUAAAAAUGAGUUCUGUUUUUUUUUUUUUUUUGGUCACAAGGGAUUAACUAUAAUUUCACAAGGUUUUUGGGUUACUUUUGCAUUUGAUACAAGUUUGGGUAUACUUUUGCAAUCAAAAUCAAGUUUUGAGUCAUAUUUGGCAAAUUCCCCUAGUUUUUUUUCUUCUUUUUUUAUUGUAUUAUACAUUUGAAAUUUAAAUAUUUAUAUUGAUUUAUUUUUUUGCAAUAAAUUUAAAAAUAUAUUUGAUUUUUUUUUAUAAAAAAUAAAGAAUCGAAGCAAAUUUGUAGCUAAAUUACGUCUAAUUAACGAGGAAAUUGAAAAAUUGUUAGCGAGGAAUUCACUACAAAAAAACAUGCAGAUUCGUCGUAAAGAUUACAUGUAAAGAACGAAGAAAUCAAGCGUCUACUUUACGAGGAAUAAUUUUACGUGUACUUUACGAGGAAACAAUUUACGUGUACUUUACGAGGAAAAUGUUUACAUGGUUUUUACGAGGAAAUAGUUUAUGUGGCUUUUACGACGAAAUUAUUGACACUACUUUACGACGAAAUCUUUCGUCGUAACUUUACGAUGAAUUAGCGAUGAAAUAUACGUUACAACAAAUGUUUAACAAGGAAAUGGCAUUCGUAGUUAUUUCGUCGUAAACUCUAUUUUACGACGAAAUAACCACGAAAACCGUUGUCGUUAUACAUGUGUUUUCUUGUAGUGUAUGGUGUUGGUGAUCGAAGAAAUUUUUUUUUAUUAUUUUUAAAAAAAUUGGAACCGAAAAUACAUAUUUUUUGUAUUUAACAUUAAUUAGAUUUUUUUGUAAAACAUAUCCCAUGUGAUGAUUUUAUUGACAAAAUGACUUGAGUUUUUAUAUAUAAAAGAUGAAAAGUUCUACUAACAUAAAAAUAUAUUAAAUAAAGAAAGUGCUAGGCAAGUCUUUGAUGAUCACUGUGAAAGUUUUAACUAAACACGGUUGGGAGGGAUGGUUCCAACUUCCAAGGCGAUAGUAAAGAUGAUGUCUUAACUGUCAUCUCUUCUGCAAUUUUUACUGGGCGGUGGUGAUUUCAUCGUUAGAUUCUUUCUAUUUUCAUCUUCCUUGUCUCUCCAUGACUUUCACUAUCUAAACGGUUUUUUUUUUCUUUUUGAAGAAAAUCCAAACGAGAGUUCUCAGUUCGGUUUCACCGGCGUAACGGUGUGUACGUUUGGAGUAUUGCAAUUUGCAUAUAUACACUCUCCCUCCCCAUAAUGGCAUCUCGAAAGCCUUUUUUAAAACAAUUUUUAUGCGUGUUGUUCUUCUUCCUAAAGGAGAAAAUAUUUAGAUUUACUCACAACGAAUUUACUGAUUUCUUCUUCUCCUUCCAUUUCAUUCUUGUAAUCUCCAGAGUGGACUUUGUGGCCAUGAUCGACGACAAGACAAUCACUCCAUUUGUGCUAAAUCCAGAUUUAAGUGGUAAGGAUCUUAUCUUUAACGAUUUGCUUUGGAAACAAUUGCCAUGAAAACCACUAUGGAAACAAUGUAUAGAGUCAGAGAUGCAAUAAUGAAAAUUGGGAAAACAGUUUCUUUGUUGUAAGUUGAUGCUCUUAAAACCGUUGAAAAUUGGCAAUUCGAAUUUUUUUAUUUCAUUUGAGAGAAUCACUGUAGAGGUUAUUUGUGUACUAGCCAUAUUUGGAAGACAAAUUAGAUAAAUAACAAUGAUUUUGACAUAAUGAAAAAACUAACAUUUACAUCCUAAUUCAUCCGGUUAUAUCCUUUCUCUUCGCCAUGACUCGGUAAAAAAGUUCUUUAUGUAUCCACGUAAUCCAUAUAAUAUAUGGCUAAGUGUGCCUAGAAACUAUUUCACAUGAAAGAGAAGGAGUCAUGCACGUCAAACGUUUAUUGACCACAUACAUAUGCACUGAAUGUUUUAUUCCACAUGGCCAAAAUAGUAUAGGAUUAUAACUCCAUACACAACUCCUAAAUAUUAAACAUUACCCCAACUCCUAAAUACUAAACCCUAAAUUUCAAUCACUAAACCCAAACCCAAAUGUAAACUAUAAUAUAUAGUUAUAAUAUUUUGAAUAAAAUUAAAUAUGAAAUAGUAUAUAUUAUUGACCACAUACAUAUACACUGAAUGUUCUAUUUUACAUGGUCGAAGUAGUAUACGAUUAUGACUCCAUUCACAACCCCUAAAUGUUGAACAUUACCCCAACUCCUAAAUAAUAAACCCUAAACUCCAAUCACUAAAAUUAAACUCAAAUGUAAACUACAAUAUAUAGUUAUAAUAAUUUGAAUAAAAUCAAAAUCUGAAAUAGUAUAUACUAUUUUAUAAUGUUAACUAUACCAUAUAAAAAUAAAAAGUGGAAUGGACUUGUGCACCAAAAUCAUUUGUGUGGAUGUGGUUAACCAAAUGUUAAAAUUAAGUUUGUAAAUCACUUGUGUUGUGUUUAUUUAGCAAAAAAACACUUGUGUCAGUGUUGUUAACAUAUAAACCAAUAUUAAUAUCAAUGAUACAAUUUCAAAACAUGUAUCAUUCCAUUUCUAUUCUGCUUGAUGCAGAAUAGAACAAAAAAAAAGAUUAUCUUCCUGAUCAAAUUUUAGUAAGUAGUAACUGAUGGUGAUGAAAAAAUAAAUGAAUCUGAUGGCAACAGAGAAGAAGAUGGAUCUUAUGGAAUAGGAACGGUUUGUUAGUAUCCGCUGCUGCAACUUCAAUGCCAUCCGGUGGGGGACGAUGUCACAAGAGUAGAAGGAGACGCAAGUGAAAAUAGUGAAGAGGAAGUCAACAAAGAUCUGGAAAUCAGGCAGAGGUGUCGUUGUGGAGUAAAUCGGUGUCGGAGAACCGUUGAAUGCGAAGAAGUUACCGAAAAAAGUAAAAAGGGAAGAUGUGAAGUCGGGGGUAAGCCACAAUUUAUUUUUUGAGGUUAAUAAGUAAGAAUUUUAAUUAUUUUUCAUCAGGUUGCGCCGGUUGAUUGAAACGAUAAUACUGUAUUAUUAUAUAAAUAUAACGGCGUGUAUAAGACUAUUAGAGAAAUUGGUUACUCGGUGAAUUAUUCUUUUUUUCUUUGUCAUAGAACCCAAUUUUCCAUCAUUAUAUUGAGUUCUUUACAGAUGGACAUCUAUAUUUCUAAACGGGAAACUGGUCAUUGUUAUUCUAUAUACAACAAAGAAAACAUAGAAUAAUUUGAAGUUUCAUCGCAUGGUCUAUGUCCAAAUAUAAAGAUCGCAUCAAGACAGUUCUUCAUAUUUUAUCUAAUGUGUUGUUGUAAUAUUUCUCUUAAUUUUAUUUGCAUUUGGUUGUAUGUAUGUUAUCUCAUAUGUAAUGUUACAUUUUAUAUGAUCCGGAUAUGUCAGGUAGAAAUUCUUUUUACAUAUAAAUAUUCAUAGAGGAUACUGGGUUAGGUUUCAAUUCAAUUUUCUCUGAUUUUUCUCCAUAUAAAAAGACCAUGACUACCCAAAAACCUUAUUACGACAAUACUUUCCAUUGUAACGGUUACCCAGGUAGAAGAAUGAAGAGAAUAGGAACAAAAACCAACUGACACGUGUCUACCGAGCCUUGACAACUGUAUACCCUUGGUGACUCUAAAUUUGAUUCGCUGUGUUGCUCUCUUACAACUUUUAUGGUUGUUCCUUCCUUCUUUCCUUCCCCUUUGUCGUUUUUUAUUUCAAACGCCGGAACCAAUUUCCCACCAAAGCUCACCCAUCUUUCACCCUUACUCUCGCCGACGUCAUGUCACCCUCGCGCGAGACUGAGAACGGUUCUCGCUGCUCAUGUGUCAUCGAUGGAGUCGCCGGCGAUGAUUCCGGUGAAUCGUUUGACCUCACAUGCAAUCAUUGCAACGGGUCCAAUUCGAUAAAACCCGAUCUCUCCUCCUCUUGCUCUCCGUCUGGAUCAAAAUCGGAGAAGCUGCGAAGAAUCACCGUCGCUUCCAUCAAAGCAUUCUCCAUAGGUACUGGAAUUAAAGGUGGAUUGGCUAUUUUCUCAAUCUUUGCUCGUUUGGCUCGACGUAGAUCGAGGAGAACCGGUGAUUUCUCGAAUAGUGAAGCUAUUGCCAUGGGUAUUAAGGAAACUCUAAGAUACGGUCUAUUUUUGGGAACCUUUGCUGGUACUUUUGUCUCUGUAGAUGAAGCUAUUUCUUCUUUGGCAGGAGACCAAAGAACUGCAAAAUGGAGGGCUCUUUUUGCUGGUUUAGUGGCUGGGCCAUCUAUGCUUCUCACUGGACCAAACACACAACACACGAGCUUAGCUGUUUACAUUUUGAUGCGUGCGGCCGUUCUUGCGUCACGGUGCGGCAUUAAAAGCAAACGGUUUGGUUCAUUUUGCAAGCCGCUUACAUGGAAACAUGGAGACUUGUUUCUCAUGUGUCUCUCAUCUUCACAGAUUUUGUCUUCCUACAUUUUAAAGCAAGAUAGUCUUCCUUCAUCGUACAAAUCUUUCCUAAACAAACAAGGUGGGAAGGAUCUUUCUAUCAUACAGGGCGUUAAAGAUAUCGCAAGCGCCAAACCAUUCACCAAUUUAAGGGCAAUUGAGAAAUAUUACAAAUCUGUUGGAGUUGAUAUCAAACUUGAUCCUAACAUGAAAGUCCCCUGUUCGAUAAUUCAUGGAAAAGAGUCAUGUACUAAGCAUGCUCUUACAUUUUUCCUUCAAGCUUACAAGAGGGCGUUACCUGUCUAUGUCCCUGUCUACUUGAUCCCAGCGCUGAUAGUCCAUCGUCAAGACCUGCUAAAAAAGCAAUACUCAAUACUCGGUAAGGGUCUUCUUGGCACGGCGAGAUCAAGUUUGUUUCUCUCUACUUACUGCACUUCGUCCUGGGCCUGGACUUGCCUGCUUUUCCGGAUUUUUGAGACGUGCAGCAUACCGAUCGUGGCCAUAGCCACGUUCCCAACAGGUCUGGCUUUAGCAAUUGAAAAGAAAAGCAGAAGGAUAGAGAUAUCACUCUACUGCUUAGCGAGGGCAAUAGAGAGCUUCUUCACAUGCAUGACAGAUGCAGGAUACAUUCGACCGCCCAAGAUUCUAAGAAGAGCAGAUGUGGUCGUGUUCAGCGUUUCCACAGCCAUUAUAAUGCACUGCUACGCGCAGGAAAGAGAAGUGUUUCGAUCAAAAUAUUUGAACGUCCUAGAUUGGGUUUGCGGUGUUCCUCCUCCUCCUUGUGAAAAAACAUAGAGACAUUUACUUUCCUAUUAUCCACUUCAGAAGGUAAAACAUAAGUUACUUGUGUUUUUUAACUUUUAACGAAAAGUAGAAUUUGGUCGUAGAAUGUUCAUUUAAUAGUCUGUAGGAGUUUUCGUUUCGGGUUUUGGGAUAUCUAAUGAAGAGUUUUAAGCGAUAGGCCAAUUCUUGUUGUUCGUCUCUAAUAUAAUACACCAUAAUCUUCAUCGA
Messenger RNA from Brassica rapa (field mustard), 15774 nucleotides. RefSeq lists its product as uncharacterized. NCBI's taxonomy places the organism in Eukaryota, Viridiplantae, Streptophyta, Magnoliopsida, Brassicales, Brassicaceae. The record is from RefSeq and is a predicted model, not a curated record.